AUGGCCUGAAGCAACUCCCUCGACUCUUUUGCCACUCUCAUCUUCUUCUUCUUCUUCCUCCUCCUUCGAGUUAAAGUUAACACAAGACACUCCAUUUCUGAAAGCAGAGGCAUCCGUUCCCUUAAGUCCUGAACUGUUAGCCCGAAAAAGAAAAUGGAUGCAAUAAUUCAGGCACCCUAUGAUGCUACUGUGCGGUUUAUGUUGGCCUCGUUGGAACGCAAUUUAUUGCCGGAUGCUGUCAUAAGAAGACUCACUCGCCUACUUUUGGCCGGCCGCCUUCGGUCUGGUUACAAGCCCACUUCUGAACAACAACUCUCUGACCUCCUUGCCUUCGCGCAUUCUUUGAGAGAAAUGCCAACAGCCAUCCAGACUGAGGUGCCAAAAUCUCAACAUUAUGAGCUUCCUACUUCUUUCUUCAAGCUUGUUCUUGGAGAGCAUCUGAAAUACAGCUGUUGUCUUUUCUCGGACAAGUCAAAGACUCUCGAGGAUGCAGAGAAAGCAAUGCUGGAGCUAUACUGUGAAAGGUCACAAAUAAAAGAUGGCCAUACUGUUCUUGAUGUUGGUUGUGGUUGGGGAUCUCUUGCUCUGUACAUAGCACAAAAGUAUAGCAGUUGCAAGGUUACAGGGAUUUGCAAUUCAGUAACCCAGAAAGCACACAUUGAGGAGCAGUGCCGAGAUCAUCAGCUACAGAACGUGGAGAUUAUUGUUGCAGAUAUUAGCACUUUUGAAAUGGAAGCAUCCUAUGACCGGAUAUUUUCGAUUGAAAUGUUUGAGCAUAUGAAAAACUACAGGGAUCUUCUUAAGAAGAUAUCAGCGUGGUUGAAACCAGAUGGUCUUCUUUUUGUUCAUCACUUUUGCCAUAAAGCAUUUGCUUACCAUUUUGAGGAUGUGAGUGAUGAUGAUUGGAUUACCAGGUAUUUCUUUACGGGAGGCACAAUGCCUGCAGCAAACCUACUCCUUUACUUUCAGGAUGAUGUUUCUAUAGUCAAUCAUUGGCUAGUGAAUGGGAAACACUAUGCACAGACAAGUGAGGAAUGGCUUAAAAGAAUGGACCAGAACUUGAGUUCUAUAACCCCAAUAAUGCAGUCAACAUAUGGUAAGGAUUCAGCCGUCAAAUGGACCGUCUAUUGGAGAACUUUCUUUAUUGCAGUAGCAGAAUUGUUUGGGUACAACGAUGGAGAAGAAUGGAUGGUUGUACAUUUCCUGUUCAAGAAGAAACUCUCAAGUCCAUAGCUCAAGGGAAAAAAAUCUUGCUGAUUCAUACGCGUACCAUGGGAAUUUGUAAUAAGUGAUUCUAGAUUUGUGCCAAUGGGGUGCAAGAUGACCACCUUUUCCCAUCAAUGAACAAGUAAUGAGGAAUUUCUUUGGACAUUAAAUUUCCAACAGUUGCAAACAAAGUCUUAUGUUAUCUGUUGGUUUUGGGAGCAUCAAAACUUAUUGCAUUUGGACACCCCUGAUUCACGAUU
Molecule: messenger RNA, 1466 nt
Organism: Coffea eugenioides
Lineage: Eukaryota; Viridiplantae; Streptophyta; Magnoliopsida; Gentianales; Rubiaceae
Product: (S)-coclaurine N-methyltransferase
Exons: 8
Coding region: 154-1233 (359 amino acids)
Biological process (GO): lipid biosynthetic process
Source: RefSeq, a predicted model, not a curated record